CUCAGCCUGAGCUCGGUUGGGAAUCACGACACGUGCAUUUGUUUCUGGGACAGCCAGACAAGAGAGCUACUUGGAAAAAGGGAUCCCUUCCCGUUUGCUGCACGUUGUCUCCAUACAGUUCCAGGAAUUGGCUGACAAAUAUUGACCAGCCUGCUGUGGCUUCAAGCACCACUUUCCCUUGGGUCGGAGGCCACGCGGCACUGCUGACGGCUCUGCAUCCCGGGCACCUCGCUGUCCGGGCACCUCGCUAGGAUGGGGCCAGCCUGGCUGUGGCUGCUGGGCACAGGGAUCCUGUCCUCUGUUCAUUGUCGGCCCUUUCCUGCCCAUGGAGAUAAGAGUCUGCGGGUGCCUCAGACCCCCAGGGAGCAGCUGUCAGAGGCAGCCCCAGCCUACCGCAAAAUCACGCCCACCAUUACCAACUUUGCUCUGCGUUUGUAUAAGCAGCUGGCAGCAGACAGCCCGGGAAACAUCUUCUUCUCUCCCGUGAGCAUCUCCUCCACCCUGGCCCUGCUGUCUCUUGGGGCUCAGGGAGACACCCUGACUCAGGUCCUGGAGGGCCUGGGCUUCAACCUCACGGAGACCCCGGAAGCCGACAUCCACCAGGGCUACCAGAGCCUAAUCCAGACCCUUGACCAGCCCAGCCCCAAACUUGAACUGAAAGUAGGAAACUCCCUGUUCCUGGACCAGCAGCUGAAGCCGCAGCAGCAGUUUCUGGACCGCAUCAAGGAGCUCUACGGUGCGUUCGCUUUUUCUGCCAACUUCACGGAUUCCGUCACAACUGGGAGGCAGAUUAACGACUAUGUGAGAAGGCAAACGUACGGGCAAGUCGUGGACUGCCUGCAAGAGUUCAACCAAGACACGCUCAUGGUUCUCCUGAAUUACAUCUUUUUCAAAGCCAAGUGGAAGCAUCCUUUCAGUCGCUACCAGACCCAGAAGCAGGAGAGCUUCUUUGUGGGUGACAAGACCUCUGUCCAGGUCCCCAUGAUGCAUCAAAAGGAAAUGCACAGAUUCCUCUAUGACCCAGAAGUGGCUUGCACCGUCCUCCAGAUAGAAUACAGUGGAAACGCCUUGACCCUGCUGAUCCUUCCUGACCCAGGGAAGAUGAAGCAGGUGGAGGCUGCUCUUCAGCCAGAGACUCUGAGAAAAUGGGACCAAUUGCUCCUGCCCAGUCUGUUGGAUUUGCAUUUGCCACGGUUUUCAAUUUCUGGAACAUAUAACCUGGAAGACAUACUUCCCCAAAUUGGUCUCACCAACAUAUUCAGUUUAGAAGCUGACUUCUCAGGAAUCACUGGAAAUCUCAACAGAACCAUCUCCAGGGUAUCACACAAGGCGGUGGUGGACAUGAGUGAGAAGGGGACUGAGGCAGGGGCUGCUUCAAGCCUCCUCUCCCAGCCCCAGCCUCUGAAUGCAACUUCAGCUCCACGUGCCCAUUUCAACAGGCCUUUCCUCUUGCUCAUUUCUGAUGUGACCACCCAGAGCUUACUCUUCCUGGGAAGAGUUGUCAACCCAGCUGCAGGGUGACUGUUGUGGGAGGCCAGAGGGUGUCUUGUUUCUUUCCAGACCAAACAGGAAAGUCAGCACCUACCUGCAUCAUGGAGCUGUUGUGAGGAUCAGUAACCAAGGGUGCAAAGAGUCUAAUAAAGUUGACCUUAGGUGUUAUGAACAUUGAA
Molecule: messenger RNA, 1670 nt
Organism: Choloepus didactylus (southern two-toed sloth)
Lineage: Eukaryota; Metazoa; Chordata; Mammalia; Pilosa; Megalonychidae
Gene: SERPINA11
Product: serpin family A member 11
Exons: 5
Coding region: 253-1521 (422 amino acids)
Biological process (GO): negative regulation of endopeptidase activity
Molecular function (GO): serine-type endopeptidase inhibitor activity
Source: RefSeq, a predicted model, not a curated record